AUGGCUGGCGCCUAUGAUCUAACGGAAGCCAUACCUAGCGUCGAGGUCACGGAUGACGAAGGCCCUGUGGUCAUCCCCGGUCCUCAUGCACCUGGCUAUCGUACAUCUCGCGGUGCAGAGUCCAUAAUCAUGCCUCCUCCCCAGACACCGCUUCGCCGCGCAGCCUCGACCGCGCCGCCCGACCAUCCGCGCAAGCGUCGCAAGCAAGGCUUUGGCGCGCUGGAGCGGAGAGCCUUCUUCAACACCAUGGUCGAGUCCGCGCCCGACGACCAGACCAUCAGCCGCAUUCUCACCAGCCCCGACGACCUCGAGCGGGCCGAGCUGAAACAUUGCUUCGAGAUCCUGCACGCCUGCGGUAGUGCGACGAACAAGGAUGCGACACUGGCGACGACCAACGAAAGCAUCGAGGGUUACUUGAGGGCCAUUUUCAAGAACUGGGACAGUGGCGCGCCUGUCAGUGACGAGUUUGAGGCCAGCCCCGGCGACGUCGAGGAGUUGAGGGACAUUAAAGUUCAGGUGUCGGCUGGCAUGCUAUGCAGCAAUCAACCGCAACACAAGAGCGCCAAAGCCUGCUACGAAUCCGACACAUGCACAUGUGAGCUCCUCGCCCAGGCCCAGCUCGACAUGAAGGACAACAGCCUCCGCCUCAAUUAUAUCACCAUCGACCCGCGCGCGCCGCCCCCGACGGUGCGGAAAUACAUGCCCUGCCGGCUCGGCGUGACGGCCACCACGCCACCCAAGCUGCUGUGGAAGACGACGCCGCCGUGGCGCGCCGAGCUGAUGGAGACCAUAGAGGAGGGCGUGACGAGGGAGGUGCACCGCGUCAACAAGCUGUAUGCCGUCUGGCUGGGCCGCAAGGUUGUCGCGGCCUGGGCGCAGGGGCAGGAGUACAAGUGUGGCGUGGGUGGGCGAUGGGGAUAUAUGGGUACGGCUGAUAUCAAAGCCAUGAUCAAGGCGCUGCACGUGGGUUGA
Messenger RNA from Emericellopsis atlantica, 972 nucleotides. RefSeq lists its product as uncharacterized. The transcript is spliced from 2 exons. The coding region runs from base 1 to 972 and encodes 323 amino acids. NCBI's taxonomy places the organism in Eukaryota, Fungi, Ascomycota, Sordariomycetes, Hypocreales, Bionectriaceae. The record is from RefSeq and is a predicted model, not a curated record.